CCUCCGGAGCGGGCGCGCGCGCACACGUACGUACUCGUCAAGUAGCUGCAAUCUCAGACAGAACUUAGGACGACGCGAUUUGAACGCGGUUGACGGUUUUCGACCAAAUCCAGCAUCCCUGCGGAAAAACUUACCGUCGCAGUCGUGUAUGCGAUUCGAGCCGAUCCGGUUGUUGUUGUGUGUCGGGCGGGAGCGUGGAAUGUCGCGAAUUACCAGCCGGUCCUCGAACGGCUUUUUCUUCCAUUAUCGUUCGUACAACGCAACGGUGUUCCGCUUUGCGAGGCGUCGUCGAUCAACGGGCCAGUGAUUCUCUAGAACGAAGGGGCGAAAAUUGCAUAACCGAGUGUUCUACGUCCAACGGUGUCAAUUCUCAAUCUACCAAAUUUUACCGUAGUUGUUGUUAUUCAGUGUGAGACAAAAGAAGAUCAAUAGUCACGCGAAUUCCGCAUGUAUUAUCUGUGAUCCGAACCUAGCUAGGAAAAGUUUUUCUACCGAGUUUUAUUUUCUUCCUGAAAUGUGCUGCUUGUUAUUAAUAUGCUAUCAACAGUUUAACUCAGUGUAGUAGAAAUAUCCAAACAAGAGAUACUGCGCGACGACACAGUCUAUUUUUGGUGUGCUUUAUUGUUCCGAAGUGAAGACCUGGCUCCAGUCGUAUUUAUUGCCUUGAUCCGUAAUCAAAGACGAUCUCCCGUUGUCGAUGUGGUAGUGAAUAUCUUUUUUAUAUCGAAGAAGAGUGCGAAUAGUAUGAUUUACAAUCACUUCUGAAUCUCUACAAUCAACGAAAAUAGUAAUUGCCGCAGCAAGAAAGCAAAUAUUAAGUGCAUUGGUCGACUGAAGUGUUGUCUCCAAUCACCAAACAUAGUUAGUUGUCAGUUGGUGCCACCGUAUCGUACUUGGUGUCGGAGUGCAACGACGUUGGAAUCAAGAAGUGCUCGUUCCGAUGCACACGUGUGCGUGUGUUCCAUCCUGCAAUGUUAAUUAAAACGAAUGAAGGUUGAAUCAGCAAAUAUUUAAAUUAGUGCUAUCAGCAGCAGCUACAAGCGGUGAUUCCAGAGGCAGCAAGAAAUGAAUAUCGAUUCACGCAAAAUGAUCGCAAGCAGCGCCUUCUAGCAGAGUGGAAGCCUGCCAGCCAGCCAGCCAGCCAAUCUAUAUUCCACACAACCAUCGAAACAACCAGUGAUUUCAAGUGUCCUUCCAACCGGUACCGGUUUUCCACCCCUUUCCGGGGGGUAAAAUAUGUACGAAGUGGCAACCCUUGCGGGCAACAAACUAGACACAGCGUACGCUAUCAAAAGCUUAUCGAGCAUAAUGGGUCAGAUUUCGAGUAGCACAGCGGCGACCAACAGCGGACACCACCACCAGGGAGGAACGGUCGUCAGCCGGCAUGGGAAGAAAAUCUACCAUCGCCAUUCGUCGGUUCAGCCGGCACUGGCGAACAUCAAACUGUUGAAGAAGGAAAGUUCUUUCAACGCCAAGGAUUACCACAUCAAGGAUCCACUGUACAAAGCACGGACCGAAAGUAGAAACAUCGACCAACUGUUGCAGGUAGCGAACGGACAAAGUCCUACAGCACCGCCUGGAAGUACAACGACGACCCUGAGCAACGACCUGAAUCUCAGCCGGGAUGGAACGAUCAAAGACUCUGGUACCGUGUUCAGUUCAACGAGCAGCAAGGAGUUCUUCAAAUCGGGCGAAGCCUACCAUAAGACUGAUGUAUGUUACUACAAAACGCUGGACAAUGGUUACCACAAAUUACCUUCCGAUUCGUACCAUAAAAUGACCGAAGGGUGCUACGUCAAGCUGCCGGAUGGUAGCUUUCGAAGACUAGACGAUAAGAUUAACUCCCUCGAUGCCAACGCCAUCCUAGGCGGCGACAAAUCGGACCAUACUGCGGCCACGGCCGUCGGUCGUAACGACGACUCCGCCGUUCAGUAUCGGAUCAAAAAUCCGAUGAUGAAGUUUCUCAAGCGUUCCAAAUCCCACACACCCGCCACCAUCGCACAGCUGCAGAAGGAGAAGGAGAAGAAUCGCCUCAGUACAAUCCAAACGCCGGUCGCCAUGGACGCUGGACGUCCACCGGUUUCCCACCAGCAACAGCAGCAGGUUCUGCCGUCGCACCAGUCCCAGCAGCAACAUCUUUCAAAUCCGUCGCAUCAGCAGCAGCAACAGGGCGACCAACAGACCACCAAAUCGCAACAUUCCAGUGCGCAAUCCCACCACCAUCAACAUCAGCAGCAGCAGCAGCAGCAAUCGCAACAACACACUGCACCGCAUCAUCCGCCGCAUGCGCAGCCGAACCAGAAUCGCCGUGUCAUGGUGACCAUGAUUGACGGUGGACUGCCGGUUGUGGCUAAGAGCAAACCCAUCCACGAUAAGCCAAAAAGUGCCAAAGCUCGAGUCCAGGAUGCCGGUCGAGAUAAGGGCUCACCGAACAUGCAGAUGCGCGGAACCGGCGCCCGAUGGCGGCCAGCCGAAGAGCACAUCGGCAAGUACAAACUGCUGAAAACCAUCGGCAAGGGUAACUUUGCUAAGGUGAAACUGGCGAAACACGUGCCCACCUCCAAGGAGGUGGCCAUCAAAAUCAUCGACAAGACACAGUUGAAUGCGUCGUCGCUGCAAAAAUUGUACCGAGAGGUCCGAAUAAUGAAACUGCUGGACCACCCGAACAUCGUGAAACUGUUUCAGGUGAUCGAAACCGAAAAGACGCUGUACUUGGUGAUGGAGUACGCAUCCGGUGGCGAAGUGUUCGAUUACCUGGUACUGCACGGUCGGAUGAAAGAGAAAGAGGCUCGCGCCAAAUUCCGUCAGAUUGUGUCCGCCGUACAGUACUGCCACCAAAAGCGAAUUAUACAUAGAGAUUUGAAAGCGGAAAACCUGCUGCUCGAUAGCGAAAUGAACAUUAAGAUUGCCGAUUUUGGUUUCUCGAACCAAUUUACACCCGGUUCCAAACUGGAUACGUUCUGUGGAUCUCCUCCUUACGCUGCCCCCGAGCUGUUCCAGGGUCGAAAAUACGACGGUCCUGAGGUGGACGUGUGGUCGCUCGGCGUUAUUCUGUACACACUGGUCAGUGGGUCGCUACCAUUCGAUGGUGCAACACUACGAGAACUGAGAGAACGCGUUUUGCGGGGAAAAUAUAGAAUCCCAUUCUACAUGUCCACAGACUGCGAAAACCUGCUGAAAAAAUUCCUGGUCCUCAAUCCGGCCAAACGAGCCAGCCUCGAGUCCAUCAUGAAGGACAAAUGGAUGAACAUGGGCUACGAGGACGACGAACUGACUCCCUACGUUGAACCUAAACCCGAUCUGAAAGAUCAGAAACGGAUAGGUAAGACGGAAGCGCUAGUUGCGAUGGGCUACAAUAGGCAAGACAUAGAAGAAUCAUUGACAUUCACACGAUACGAUGAUGUUUUUGCAACUUACCUACUUCUCGGCAGAAAGAGCACGGACCCCGAGUCCGACGGCUCCCGGUCCGGAUCGUCACUGUCGCUACGUAAUAUAGCCGGCAACGAGGGUGCCGCCGCUGGAAACUCCCAAGUGCAAAGCCCCACGCAUCGAGGAGUGCACCGAAGUAUAUCGGCGUCUAGUACAAAACCGAGUAGACGGGCCUCGAGUGGCGGGGAAACCUUACGUGUCGGUCCGGCAGCGGCCGUUGCUGCCGCCACAGCUGCAGCCGGUGGCGGUGGCGUUGGGGGCGCUGGCAACAAUGCCACCGGAACGACGACCGCCAACAAUGCGGUCGGCACCGGAACCGGUGCCGUUGCGGUCAACAGCACCACCAGCAGUAACAAUCACAGCUCGGGAGCCAGCAGUGGCACCUCGGAACGGACAUCAGUUAGCAGUAAUUUCAAGCGACAGAACACUAUAGACUCAGCAACGAUCAAGGAGAACACGGCCCGGCUAGCUGCACAAAACCAGAGGCCAGCAUCAAGCAUAACCAAACCGAUCACAUCGGCGGAUAAUUCAUCGAUCUCCAGCCCGGUCAAGCCACGUACCACCAACACCACCAGCGGCAAGUUCGAUCCGAGCAACGGUGCCCGAACGGUUGGCCCCAGUGCUGGCCUGAUGCCGAGACGGUCGACCACACUGUACGAGAAGACUUCGUCAACGGAAAAGACAAACUCCACCGCAGACUCAACCAUGGUGAAUCGCAAUAGUCUUACACCAGGCGUUAAUUCUUCCAGACAACCGGUUGCAUUUCCCAGGAAUGUUCCAUCGCGAUCGACUUUCCAUUCGGGCCAAACCAGAUCCAGAAACAGCACGGCAUACUCCGGAGCCGGAGGCAACGUUGGCGACUCGCCGCAUACUGGCAAGACUUUCCUGCAGAGACUUACUACCAGAUUCAGCAAACGGCCCAACGAAGGCCAACCAAAUACUUCAUCAAAUAGCAGUGGCUCGAACGCGGAGGAACCAGUCAAGCCCCGAGUGCUGCGCUUCACCUGGUCGAUGAAGACCACCUCGCCGAGGCUACCGGACGAAAUUAUGGCGGAAAUACGGUCCGUACUGGACAAGAACAAUUGUGAUUAUGAACAGCGGGAAAGGUUCGUUCUGCUGUGCGUCCACGGUGACCCCAAUACGGACUCGUUGGUGCAAUGGGAAAUUGAAGUCUGCAAACUGCCCCGACUAUCGCUCAACGGAGUGCGGUUCAAGAGAAUAUCAGGCACCAGCAUCGGCUUCAAGAAUAUUGCCUCGAAGAUCGCGUAUGAUCUACGCCUGUGACUCGAUACAAAAUCGGAGGAGUACCAUUCGGUCGGCAGCGAUGCCCCGGAUGGUAGUGAUAGAGGCGGUGACGGCGAUGGAGAUGAUGGUGGCGAUAUGGGCAGUGGCAACAAUGGCAGCGGUAACGGACACGGUGGUACCAAUGGCGGUAACAACAACAACAACAACAACAACGGCAACAACGGAGGUGGCAACAGUGGGAAUGGCGGUAAUACGACACAGGUCACUAGUGGAAACGAACGCGGAACCGAUGUAGAUUAUGACGAUGGGCACCAUCGAAUGGUUCCGAUAUACACUGCCAGCAUGAUGAGGACGGCGGCGGGUGGCACCGGUGGUGGAGGUGGCGGCUAUGUCAUCGACUACGGUGCUGGUACUGCACAUGACAACAGUACCUUUGGACACUAUACGACCGUGGCGACCAGAGCGGCCGUCACCUAUAUGGCGACCAAUCCGACGGCGGUCAUUCACUAUCAACCGGACGGAGGUCGGAAAUUCAAAUCGAAAGGCAAGCAACAGCAGGAGACCGUCGCAAUCUGCGACGACAACGAUGACGACGACGACGACAACAAUGGCGACAGUGAGAAACUGGGCUACAAUAAUAUAUUUGCAUCACUGCUGAGAACUACUACACUUUAAAGACAAAAAAAAAAAACAAAACAAAAAGAUAACCAAUAUUGCAUGCAUGUAUUCUACACAGUGUUGUCCGCGUGUUAUUGUGCGAUGAAAGAUUUUUAGAUCGUUGGAGGUAUCCAUAUUUCACAUCUUACUGAAGCAAGAUCCAAUUUUUAUACCAGUUGUUUCGAAUAGUAGAGGGAAAACAGCUGCUACAAUCUUACCGCAUGAUAAACUUGAAACAUUUAGGAAUUCGAACUAAAGAUAAACCCGUUACAGUAUAGUAUUCUCGUUGAAGACUAAAAACAAAUAUUUAAUGCAAGAAUCAAGUAUUUCAAACAAAGGUUAAGCAAAAUUCAGUACCAGUGUAUUGUGGACGUUAGAAUUUAACUCUUCGAUUGAGCAGUAGAUGAUGAACAAAGAUUUUUUUCUUAUCGUUCUAUAUCUGCGUGUCCGUUGCUUUCGACUUUUUUAGUCAAACCGUACCGGCAUAGGGGAUUUCCGUGAGGUCAACCAACAGACUAGUUUUCCUGUCGUCAUUUUAGAAAUUUUACUCAAACUAGCUAUAUUAGAAGAUCCGUACGAUACACACAGAGUAGUCUUCAAUGUUUUUAGUGAGAUGUAUCUCUAGUGGGGUACAUGUUUUCUGAAGAUUUUUUACCAUUAAACAGCUAUUUAACAAGAACAAAAAGGAGACUCAUUAAGGCUGCUGCUCAAAAAACACGAAAUGUUACGAUUGUAGUAAAGAUAGUAGUUGCACCGAACACAGUUUUAAUGUUAUCACAUAUACACAGAACAUACUACUAAUUGACGGCAAGGAAUAUAAGCAUUAACAGAAAUUGCCUUUCGAUAAAUAACAGAAUAAAAUCUACUACCUACCUACUUCACCUUUCGCGACUGUGUCCAUUGAGCCGCUUAUACUUUUUCCAGAAAAAGGUGUUAGUCAAGAAAUUAAAAACAAAGUCUAUUCUGGAUUGAAAAAAAACUGUCCCCAAUUUCUCAGUGAAGCAACGACUGAUUUUACUCGCAGGUUUGUGAGAAAGCACCGACUAAUCUCACUGUUGCAAUUGUUAGUUACUGCUACCUGUGACACUACACCUUUCCUCUCACGCCCCCCUCCCCCCUGUCACUGUUAUCAUUGUUAGUUAGGCCAAAUUCACUCGACACUCGGGCCUCUGUCAGUCGCCAGAGUAGUUCAACGCAGGAGAGCAGUAAUUAUCUACUAUAUACCUAGUUGUUUUAGACAGUCCCUGUCUAGCAGAACGCGAACAGGCUCGUCGCCGCCACUAGUUUCCACCCCUCCCGCGUCGUUACCGCUUCCGCCCGUGUGUCAUCAGACGCAAAAGCGGAUAUAAUAUAAUAAAUAACAGAACAGUUAGUGUUUGUAGUACAUACUUUAGAGUAACGGUAGAUUUUUUUCUCGUCUAAAGUGUUUGAGUGGUCGAGUUUUGACUGACUGAAUGGGCGAUUAAUGAGUGGAUGAAUGAUUGGAUAGCGUUUUUGCGGUAAAGCUAAUAAUAUAUACAAAAAAGUAGCUAUGGAAGUUCAUUAACAUACAGCGGUUUUCAAUCACAUUCAGCAGCGUACAUUUGCUUUUUAGUAGUUUCGUUAGAUCAUUCAUCAAUCUUUAUCGUUCUGUGGAUGAGGACAGUGAACUGGAUAUCCGUCACAUGGCCCUAGGCCAACUACUUAAUUGAUGAUUCGGAUUCGGAGGAUACAGAACUUUGGCUUUCAUUUAAUUUCUAAAGUUCGUCAGUAAAGUUUGAAUUGCGUUUUAUUUCGUAAAAAUCUGAGCUGGAUUUCAGAUUUAGUGAUCUAAAAAUUUAAAAUAUUUCUCACAGUUUUUUCGGUUAUCUAUAGAAUUUAGAAUAACCAAUUCACUGUCUAAAGAUCCAACAAUAUUUGUACUAACACGACAUCAUCAUCGACACAGUAAAUUAAACACCAUUAAUAAAUACAAGCUUAGCGUUCAUCAAAGUUCACUCACUAGCAGCACUCACAUAACCACAGGAGCAAAAAUGAAUGUAAAUCUCGUUAAUCUUUAGAGUGAAGUAAAUCAAAACUAUUGAGCAAGCAAAUAUGAUCCACGAAAACUAUACAAUUAAAUGAAUGAAUGGAAAACAAGUAAACCGCACCUAGAGAAAAUUGAAAUUUAAUUGUAAUUGCGAACCAGCUGCUGACAGCUUACCUAUUUAUUUUUUAAAGUAAAACAGAAAUUGUAACAUGCAAAUCAGAUCUGUAAAUUGUGCGGAAGCUGUUCAAAAUGAUGCAAAAAAAACAGUAGCGGAAAACAAACAUUGACGUAAACGUUCUAUGCAACAAAUAUAAUCAUCAGAAGUGUGGGAAUAAAAAAGAAAUCAACCUAAAAAUAACAUUUCCCUUGAACGUAAAAAAACACAAAGUGAUAAACAGAAUCCCCCGUACGAGAAAGAAAGGAAAACCCAUGAAACUUAUGCAUAAAAACAAGCGAAUCUAGAAUAUUAACAUUAUAAUUAUUAUUGAACAAAAAAACUAUAUAUAUAAAACUAGUUAUUGUUAGUCUACAAAAGUGCAACCAUUCAAACAAACAAAAAAAGCAAAGUUCUUCACGUACGUGUUAAAAACUGAGAAACCCCGUUAGUCACCGAGAGUAUACUUUUGCUAGAUAGCAUAUGGGAUUAUAUUCCCAUAUAAACAUGCUGCUAAAUCCCACAGAGAAAAAAAACCACUCAACUAAGUCUGGUUCGUUCGACGAAUUUGGUUGAAAUUUAAAUUUUACCGUAGUAGAAAAGGCUGACCCGUUUCAUGCUUUUUAACAACGCCCCCGGCCCCCUCCCAUAAAAUAGAACCGGCAAUAUUCAAACGUGCAAAAAUGCAAAAACAAGCGCAGCACAUGUCAGUGCAUUGCAUGCAUGUCUCAUUUGUACAUAGUUAAAAAACCAAACCUAAGAAAGGGGAUAAUCGUCUUACUGAUUCGAGAUGCAGGGGAAACUUGACUACACAUAGAAGAGCAGAACUCUUAGGUGUAAUAAUAUGUUUUUUAGUGUAAACAAGCCCUUCUUUCCUUCUUUUCCCCUCCCCGUAUUUAAGUAUUUAGAGCGACUCGAGAAAAAGAAAGCAAUCCCCAAACGACGUUCGUCAGCUAUACACACACGUUAGAGAAAUCUAUGCUUCAGAUUAUUAGUUAGUUUUUGUUUUAUCAAUUUCUGCACACUUUGAAGUUUGUUUUGCAAAUUUAGAAGAAUGCAAUUUAUGAUUUUCGUACACCGCUGACACGCAAACGAAAAAAAAAAAAUCAAGUUUUUUACAACGCCUUAUUUCGUUCAAAUAAAAACCUAACCGAACGGUACAAAUACCUGCUACUCUAUCUCGGUUAGGAGUUAAAGCGCAGUUCGUAUUGUAUUUUCUACCAGUAUAAGUUGAAAAUUGUAGUUAAUUCGUUUUCCAUGAACCUUAGCAGCUUUCACGCGACACGCAAUUUACCCUAUAGAAAAUCCAAACUACCCCUACCAACCACCGCGUCGCUCAUAUUUGUCGAAACGAAAAAUGAGAAUAACUCACUGCUGCUGCAGCAAAUGUCGUGGCAGUCAAAAAAGCAGCGCUGGCAUAAAACAAAUGAGGUGAUGGCUAAUCCUUUUUUUUGUUUUCUAAGUAAUUAUAAUGACUAUGAUUUUUCUUUUUCUCAGAACGUAAAUAAAGCAAAAAAUGUUUCAAAUAAAGAGAA
Sabethes cyaneus is the source of this 9028-nucleotide messenger RNA. RefSeq names its product serine/threonine-protein kinase MARK2-like. Bases 1237 to 4713 code for a protein of 1158 amino acids. Gene Ontology annotation, cellular component: cytoplasm. NCBI's taxonomy places the organism in Eukaryota, Metazoa, Arthropoda, Insecta, Diptera, Culicidae. The transcript is spliced from 17 exons. Gene Ontology annotation, biological process: microtubule cytoskeleton organization; protein phosphorylation; intracellular signal transduction. The record is from RefSeq and is a predicted model, not a curated record. Gene Ontology annotation, molecular function: tau-protein kinase activity; protein serine/threonine kinase activity; ATP binding.